AUGUUUACUCAGUCAGCGAUUCCACAAGGUGGUGAUAAGCUACAUGUUACACUGCAUCAUAAGUACUAUCGGCUGUUUCGAUUCAAUAUCUGUGCCUGUCCGAAUCCAACUGGAGAAGUUCAACGAUCCAACCCGGGAUGGUCUCAUUUCAGUUCUUGCCUUAAGUCAUUCAAGUCACCCAAGUGUACUGCUGUAGAAGAUGAAGCUUCUCCACUUUAUUACCCUCGUUUCUGCGAUGAAAACGUUAGUGAACGGUUUGUCGUUCUCUACAAUUGCGGGCGAUUCUGCGCAUCGACUGGACUCUUUGACGACACCGACCUGACAUCCGACGAGGAGAGUCGCAUCUACAGCGGAUCAAACGCUGACAUCAGCAAAUACUCUUACGUGGCAAAACUGAUUCCUGGUGAUAUGGAGGAUUCACCAUUGUGUGGUGGCACGCUAAUUGCUCUCCAGUAUGUUCUCACGAGUGUGUAUUGCCUCGGGUGGUUCAAGCUUGACUUGGACGUAUCGCUCGGGGGUCAGAAGAACAAGGACCAAGGCUCUCAAAAGUCGGAGCGGAUUCGUGCCGUUGAGGCUUUCCGUCACCCACUGUACAACACUACGUGGUUCACGUAUGAUGUGGCGCUGCUCAAACUGGAAAAGCCAUCCACUCAUAAACCAGCACGUCUCGCUGAUGCUGAUGGAUCGGACGCGAAGUCAGGCACAAUGGCUACUGUCUUUGGGUGGGGGGAGAUCACCUACAGAAAAAAUGCUGAAACACUUCAAUCAGUAGCCGCCAAAAUUAUCGCCGAUGACGAAUGUGGCAACUAUGCCAUUGACCUCGAUGUGUUUUUGUGUGCCGGGACAGAACGCGGGAAGGGCUUUUGUGCCGAAGACACGGGGCUCUGCUCUGUUGUCCUCGCCCUCUGGAAACCAGAACAUCCUCCGAAUGUUCUCCACACGCGGGAGGUGCGCGUGUACAAUCCAGGCAGUUCGCCACAAUCAUUAGAAGCUUAG
This is a messenger RNA of Phytophthora nicotianae INRA-310, 996 nucleotides long. RefSeq lists its product as hypothetical. The transcript is spliced from 3 exons. Gene Ontology annotation, biological process: proteolysis. The coding region runs from base 1 to 996 and encodes 331 amino acids. The record is from RefSeq and is a predicted model, not a curated record. NCBI's taxonomy places the organism in Eukaryota, Oomycota, Peronosporomycetes, Peronosporales, Peronosporaceae. Gene Ontology annotation, molecular function: serine-type endopeptidase activity.